AUGUUCAAGUUGGUACCAUACAGUCAAUACCCUAUAAAUGUGAAUGACUCGUUGCAGCGUGCGCGACGUCACAUAUCCUUUGUAAAGUUGUGGAACGAAAGCAUUUGUUACUAUCCUGAGCAACUGAACCCCAACAGCAUUGACUUGUGUCGCUUCGUAAUGGACACUCCAAGUUGUGCCUAUUUUGUGUACUAUAUCGACUAUCUGAAACUUAUGUUUUGCACUCUGGAUUUGAAUUGGCAUUCUGCAUAUAUGAUUGUCGUGGUUUUAAGCUUGUUAUUUGGCUACAGCCUGCUCUACAUGAUCACCAAGUAUUUCUGCCUGCCCAACUUUAUGAUGCUGAUGAAGCUGCUUCCCAUCUCCUCAUAUGCCUAUAGUUUUGUCCACUUUGGUUUUUGUCUCUUCACGUGGAAAUAUCUAAAUUUCUGGCUAAUUUGCCCCUAUGAGAAUGAGUAUAAGGCCUCGUUGAUUCUUUCCAAACAAAUUGGUGAUGCUCUGCGCUACUUUGUGGUGGGCAUUAUGGUUCUCUGCUUGAGUGGUGGUCAUCGUGUGCAGAGUGUGCUAUGGUGGAACAACAUGGCAUUCAUCUUCAUCGGCUUCAUCUAUCUGCUCUGGCUUGUGCGUACCAAAUAUCAAAUAUUUAGUGAACGUCAUUUGGCCUACAGUGAUUCGCAUAUGCUGCGUUUCCAUGCCUGGGCAUUACUAUUGAUCUUCAUUUUAGUCCUGUUGCUAGUCCUCGUGAUAUCCUAUUACAACAUUCAGCGAAGAAAGCAGCUUGGGAAAACAGAAUCCGCCGAAAAUGAAAGUGAAAUGGAUGAGAUCGAUGCCAAUUCCGAUCUGGCCAGCGAUGCGGAGAUUACGGGAAGUGCUCCAAGGCGUGAGGAUUUGGAUUCAUUUCAGAUUUGGUGGAGCGCUGUAAAUGGUUUGUCCCACAUGAAGGAGCCCUUCAAAAUUAUAGUUGUCCUCUUUACACCCUUCUAUUUUGUGCUGGCCAUCAUCAUACCCGUUCUGGAUGAGAAGAGACAAAUGAAUGGCUGGUGCAAGCCCGUCGUGCUCGUAAGCUUGCUAGUAUUCCCAGUGCUAUUUAUUGGCCUGAUGCCAGAUCCCAACACCUGGAUCGCCGUGCUCAUCUGCAGUUGGAUUAUGGCCUUCCUCGUCCACAUCUCAUUUCACUCGCUGAGCGAACCGAAUCUCGUCUGGUUGAGUGUCUUUUGCAUAGUAGGCACAAUUGUGUGCUCCGUUUGCCUUCACUCGCUAAUACGCGAAAUUGAUAAUCUUGCUUGGCAAUAUUUAAGCAUAAGAUUCCACUCGAUACCCGAUCUGAUCUGCCUAAUGUUCCUGAGCUCUGGCGAGAUGCUCUGCGCCUUCGUAAUGCUCCUCUACCUGAAAAGAUACAAGUUGUUCGAUGCAGCCUAUGGACUCGUCAUGGGUCUGGUCACCUACACAAUUUACACCACUCUCCCUCUGCUCACUCUGAACAACUGCUACAACGAGCAGACCUAUAUUAUGUGCACUGCGCAUACGGAGACUUGUUACACGUUCUUCAUGGUCAUCUUUCUGGGCACUCUCUUUCACGUCUCGAUGUGUGGCAAUGAGUUUCGCAUAUCGCUCUUCUACUAUCUGACCAUCAUGUACGUGACUUAUGUAUUUUUUCAGUUGGCAGCCUACAUUCACUGGGUGUAUCCAUUUGGUUCAUUGCACUCCAUUCGGCCGCCCAAGGAAACCGCAAAUCAUUGGGCUUAGACAACUUUAAGCAGCCGAUCCGUGUGUGAUUACAAGAUAUCCCCCUCCCUGACACCCUGCCACCACCUCACCGCCUGAAG
Drosophila grimshawi is the source of this 1823-nucleotide messenger RNA. Its product is annotated as mitochondrial sodium/calcium exchanger protein. The coding region runs from base 1 to 1743 and encodes 580 amino acids. NCBI's taxonomy places the organism in Eukaryota, Metazoa, Arthropoda, Insecta, Diptera, Drosophilidae. The record is from RefSeq and is a predicted model, not a curated record. The transcript has 6 exons.